AUGAAGCGGAGGCACCAAGUGCGUAUCAAGACAUGGAUGGCGCUGGUCUUUGUUUUGGUGAAGUUGAUGGGGGCCUUUGUGCCACCACCGCAGGUGGCAUCAGCGAGACUGCGGGGCCUCAUUGAGCGUCCUCAAUUUAUUGGGUCUAGCAUUGUGAAAGAGGAUUUGCGCCCACGCUCGACCCAUUGCAGAGCUUUGGACGUGAAGGUCUGGCAAGUCAUUGUUUCUGCUUCGGGUCUUGUUGUAGCGACAACACAGGCAGUGCGGGCAUUCAAAGCCUCUUCCGAGGGCAAAAUCCGAGCAGCAGUGGCAAAGGCCAUGAAACCUUUUGAACCCAGCAGGCCGCAAGACGAGGUCAUCCAAAGGCCAGUGAUGGGAACUAUCCAGAAACGCAUUGAGAGCUGGCAACAACAUGCGACCAUCAUUGGGGGUCGCUAUCAGUCCGGCAAGUCGGUGGCAACAGAAGAAGCCUUGCGCGGGGUGCGAGGUGUUGUUCGAUUCACUAUCGGAAGUGCCGAUUGGGCAGAUCGGAUGUGCAAGCAACUGGGAGUAGAUGACGAAGGGCUGUUCAAAGAGGUCAUGCGGCGAGUGCGCGAGAAGCUCAAGGACUUCCCCAACAACCUCACCAAGUUUCCAAUCCUUCUUCUUGAAGUCCCUCGUACAACCACCGAAGGCAUCAACUUAAUCUCUUCUACUGCGAAGGAUGUGGCGACGGACAAAAUCGGAAGUGCCAUUCAUGUGAUUGUAUCAGCCUCCUCGGCGGCAGUGGCGCUGGCUUUCGAUGCUGGUGGAACUGCAAGACAGGAAGACAUUUGGGUUGCUGACUUGACGGAGGAAGAAACGAAGGAGUUUUUGGCACUGCAUGGGCAUGAGAACAAGUGGGAAGACUUCGUGGAUGCUUGUGGCUUCCGGAUUGGCGACUUGGUGAAGGCCUGUGAGAAUCUGAA
Messenger RNA from Effrenium voratum, 947 nucleotides. The record is from the annotation of a GenBank genome assembly. Lineage: Eukaryota; Dinophyceae; Suessiales; Symbiodiniaceae.